AUGUCUUACGCUAAACUCGUGAACACUUGCAACGCCAGCACCUUGGCUGAGCAAGCCAUCAACAAACCGAACUACACACCAGGCAAGGCGCUGAAGACGGCUUUCAAGUUAUUGAAGCGCGUCUUCAAAUCAACAACAGCUAAUAAGGUAGAUACCAACAACAACAUAGAGCAGCAAAUCACAGUCAUAAAACCACAAGCAGUAACUGAGAUGCCGAAAGCAGCAGCCGAGUCACAGCAACAUCAGCGCGAAGUCGAAGCAUCCAAAUUCAACGCUAGCAUACUAACCACUUGCUCAACACUCAGCGCUGAGGAGUACGAGAAUGAACUGAACGAGUUAGCUGAGUUGGCGACAAAAAGCAAAUCGUUGGAGUAA
Messenger RNA from Bactrocera tryoni, 375 nucleotides. RefSeq lists its product as uncharacterized. Bases 1 to 375 code for a protein of 124 amino acids. The transcript has a single exon. Lineage: Eukaryota; Metazoa; Arthropoda; Insecta; Diptera; Tephritidae. The record is from RefSeq and is a predicted model, not a curated record.